Messenger RNA from Aureococcus anophagefferens, 276 nucleotides. RefSeq lists its product as hypothetical. The record is from RefSeq and is a predicted model, not a curated record. Lineage: Eukaryota; Pelagophyceae; Pelagomonadales; Pelagomonadaceae. The transcript has a single exon. The annotation marks the transcript as partial. Gene Ontology annotation, molecular function: protein binding.
GGCGCGGUCCACUGCCGGCGGCUCCGCGUGCUGAACCUCUUCGACAACGGGCUCGUCGGCGAGGUGCCCAAGGAGCUCGGCGCGCUGCGGGAACUCCGCAUCCUCACGCUCCAGCGCAACUCGCUCUCCGGCUCCAUUCCGCGGGAGCUCGCGGCGUGCGAGAAGCUCGAGGUCGUCAACGUGUCCUGCAACGACUUUGAAGGAGCCGUGACGGACGUCUUCGGCGCCAUGGCCCAGCUGAAGAUCUUGUACAUCAACAACAACCGGCUCGCGGGC